Molecule: messenger RNA, 1966 nt
Organism: Cebus imitator (Panamanian white-faced capuchin)
Lineage: Eukaryota; Metazoa; Chordata; Mammalia; Primates; Cebidae
Gene: TMEM39B
Product: transmembrane protein 39B
Exons: 10
Coding region: 1-1854 (617 amino acids)
Cellular component (GO): membrane
Source: RefSeq, a predicted model, not a curated record
AUGUGGGAAGACAAAUGUCUGGAUGAGGAUGGGGGUGAGGCCAUUACCAUGAGAGUGCCAAAAUCCGAGCAACCCAUUGCGCUAGCCAAAACUGCAGUGCCAAGACUCCUGGUGCUUUUCUGCCUGGGAAUCUCCGGUCUGGCUUCCCUCCUGGGUCCCCCCCUCAAUCAGCUGAAUGGGCGACUCUGCCUUCCCGGAGCUCCAAACAUCGACCAAAAGGGGAACCAGUCCCGUUCACUCCGCACCAAGAACCGCCGCGCCGGCCACAAGAGUCGCACCAGCGACCCGUGGGGCUCCUCUGCUGGGAAUCUCUUGGAGAAGGAUGAAGUGCGACGUGGGGCUGGGCUGGAGGUGCCCGCCGGCCGCUCAGGGAUCUGGUCCAUCUCCAGGGAAUCAGAGAGGCGGCUCCGAACCCUCCCCCACCCGCCGCCGCCCCGGACCUUGAGAUGCUGGGAGAAGACACGCACGGGAAGAGCAGGAGGAGGACGAAGAGGUCCCAACAGGACAUCUUACUGUCGAAAUCCGCUCUGUGAGCCAGGAUCCUCAGGGGGCUCUAGUGGAAGCCAUACUUCCAGCGCAUCAGUGACCAGUGUUCGUUCCCGUACCAGGAGCAGUUCUGGAACAGGCCUCUCCAGCCCCCCUCUGGCCACCCAAACGGUUGUGCCUCUACAGCACUGCAAGAUCCCUGAGCUGCCAGUCCAGGCCAGCAUUCUGUUUGAGUUGCAGCUCUUCUUCUGCCAGCUCAUAGCGCUCUUUGUCCACUACAUCAACAUCUACAAGACAGUGUGGUGGUAUCCACCUUCCCACCCGCCCUCCCACACCUCCCUGAACUUCCACCUGAUCGACUUCAACUUGCUAAUGGUGACCACCAUCGUUCUGGGCCGCCGCUUCAUUGGGUCCAUCGUGAAGGAGGCUUCUCAGAGGGGGAAGGUCUCCCUCUUUCGCUCCAUCCUGCUGUUCCUCACCCGCUUCACCGUUCUCACGGCAACAGGCUGGAGUCUGUGCCGAUCCCUCAUCCACCUCUUCAGGACCUACUCCUUCCUGAACCUCCUGUUCCUCUGCUAUCCGUUUGGGAUGUACAUUCCGUUCCUGCAGCUAAAUUGUGACCUCCGCAAGACAAGCCUCUUCAACCACAUGGCCUCCAUGGGACCCCGGGAGGCGGUCAGUGGCCUGGCGAGGAGCCGGGACUACCUGCUGACGCUUCGGGAGACGUGGAAGCAGCACACAAGACAGCUGUAUGGCCCAGACGCCAUGCCCACCCAUGCCUGCUGCCUGUCACCCAGCCUCAUCCGCAGCGAGGUGGAGUUCCUCAAGAUGGACUUCAAUUGGCGCAUGAAGGAAGUGCUCGUCAGCUCCAUGCUGAGUGCCUACUAUGUGGCCUUUGUGCCUGUCUGGUUUGUAAAGAACACACAUUACUAUGACAAACGCUGGUCCUGUGAACUCUUCCUGCUGGUGUCCAUCAGUACCUCCGUGAUCCUCAUGCAGCACCUGCUGCCUGCCAGCUACUGUGACCUGCUGCACAAGGCCGCCGCCCAUCUGGGCUGUUGGCAGAAGGUGGACCCAGCACUGUGCUCCAACGUGCUGCAGCACCCGUGGACUGAAGAAUGCAUGUGGCCGCAGGGCGUGCUGGUGAAGCACAGCAAGAAUGUCUACAAAGCCGUAGGCCACUACAACGUGGCUGUCCCCUCUGAUGUCUCCCACUUCCGGUUCCACGUGAGUCUCCUCCCCGGGAAGGAGGGUUGGGCCCUGAGGGAGAGGGUGGGAAUAUCUGCAGGGCAGGAAUGUGAUGUCAUAGCAAGACAAAGCUAUUUUCAGUAUUUCCCCAAUCCAAAGGAAAACAGUGCACACAGGUAGCACAAGGACAGCCAUACAAAUUGUCACUUAAUAACUGCAGCUAGGCCGGGCAUGGUGGCUCACGCCUGUAAUCCCAGCACUUUGGGAGGCCAAGGCAGGCAGAUCACCUAAG